AUGACAGCCUCUAAGGAUCUGUUCACGACUUUGUGGCUACUGGGUACUCUCUUGACAGUUCCUGGUGUAUAUGGUCAACUGGAAUGCGCUAUAGAAGACCCAAGUGGCCUUCAAUGGGACGUAUUUUAUGGUCCGAGAUACAAUCUCGUAUCCCAGUUCUGCAAACAACAGUCGCAGGACGAAGCGAACUCUCUGAGUUGGAAGGUGGAUAUCAAUGGCAACGAACUAUCACCACUUCAAGAUCGCAGCCCACCAGUUACUCCCAGCACCUACAAAGAAUACGGAGUGCAGCUCAGUUGGACGCCGCAAGCAUCCUUUGUCACUGGCUCCUGUUCCAGAAGCUGCGCCAAGACGUACCAAGACACAGCGCAGAGCUACUGCGGCCAUACGGGGGGUGAGGGCAACUCGAUGGCCAAGAACGGGACUUGGGAUAUCGGGUGUGGCCGGUAUUCGUGGUCUAUUACUGAAGUGAACCAUUCUCCGCCGACCACAGCUUCUGAGCCAAGUCAGCCUCAUUGCACCUCCACACCGUCCUGCCAGGUCGCUACAGACAUGUGGUGUAGCAGCGUCUUACACCAAUCUUGA
This is a messenger RNA of Colletotrichum costaricense, 585 nucleotides long. RefSeq lists its product as uncharacterized. The record is from RefSeq and is a predicted model, not a curated record. The transcript is spliced from 2 exons. The coding region runs from base 1 to 585 and encodes 194 amino acids. NCBI's taxonomy places the organism in Eukaryota, Fungi, Ascomycota, Sordariomycetes, Glomerellales, Glomerellaceae.